AUGAACGAUCGAGGAGAAAAAGAAAAAAAAAGAGAAAGAUUUGUCCGCUCGUACGAAGGUAGCGUAUACACAAAAACUGUCAUUUCUUUCCGUACCAAUGUGUCUGUCCGUCUGUCUAUCUAUCUAUCUAUGGCUUUAAAAACAAAAUGCAUCUCAAUCUAUCAAUGUUUGCUAGUUUCUAUCUAUCUAUCUAUCUAUCUCUAUCUAUCUAUCUAUCUAUCUAUCUAUCUAUCUAAUUGUUCUGUAUAUCUAUCUAUCUAUCUAUCUAUCUAUCUAUCUAUCUAUCUAUCUAUCUAUCUAUCUAUCUUCUUCUAUGACAGUCAUUUCAUAUCUAUCUAUCUAUCUAUCUAUCUAUCUAAUUAUGACAGUCAUUUAAUAUCUAUCUAUCUUCGUAUAACACGCAUAUAUGUGAGUUUAUAUUUAUUUAUUAAUCGAAUCUAUCUAUCUAUCUAUCUAUCUAUCUAUCUAUCUAUCUAUCUAUCUCUCUAUCUAUCUAUCUAUCUAUAUACAUACUUUUAA
Molecule: messenger RNA, 519 nt
Organism: Acanthosepion pharaonis
Lineage: Eukaryota; Metazoa; Mollusca; Cephalopoda; Sepiida; Sepiidae
Source: the annotation of a GenBank genome assembly